Molecule: messenger RNA, 2726 nt
Organism: Pocillopora meandrina
Lineage: Eukaryota; Metazoa; Cnidaria; Anthozoa; Scleractinia; Pocilloporidae
Source: the annotation of a GenBank genome assembly
UGCCUCUCGAAAAGCGUGGAAAUUAUGCACAAUACGUUUUACUUUUAGAAGAAGAGAAAUUGCACGAACAACGAACUCUCCGAAAUUUGACGAUCAAGUUAGUACCAUAUCUGAAGUAAUAUAUCAUGAUUAUUUAUCCACAUAACCAACCGUUAAUAGAGUUUGCUCUCAUGCAUGAGAGACAUAUUGUUUAUUCCUUUUUCUGUAAAAGUUUUACAUCGCAUCGAAUGAGAGUGAACAGAUGAGGAAAAAAUUCAACCGCAUAUCAAAGUCCCCAAUUUUCUCGCCCCAGAAGUUUUACGGGGUAAUUUUAAGAUUGACUCAUUAUUCAUGAUUGAACUGCGGUUAGUCUAUGCGGAAGACUUUAUCAUUACUGACCGAAGAUCGUGGCUAAAAACUGGACUUGUUAUCCUGUAAAUGUAAAAUAUAUUUUUGUACUUCACCUAUAUUCAUUUGACUUUUAAGACAGGUGGUAAAAUUGCGUGGUUUUUUUAAAGUUGCCAGGAUGAAAACUAGCUAAAGCAUCAGUUUAAUUGCAAUGCUAACUUCAUCCAUGCUGUGUAAACAUACGGAUAGGAGCCAUUAUUGACUCUCUGAAAACCAUCAUGGGUUUAAUAUUACAUGGCGAUGAAAACUUCAAGAUAAAAACAGUGGACUGACAGUUCAGUCUAGUAAUCACACACGAAAAAAAUUGAAAAAUUCUACUCUUAUGUGUGGGUCAGGGACAAGUAAGACUCUUCCAAGUUUCAGUGCUACGGUAUAGAAACACGACGGUACGAGGUUUCUAAAAAUGAUUCAUUCUGUAGUCAUAAGCAAUCUCGAUUCUUUUACUUUUACACGCAAUUGCCCAAAAAGCAUCGUGGGACUGAAUAUCCCCGGCUAAAACUGAGGAUAUCCAAGUGAUUAAGACUCACAAACCAAAAUUCUAACGGAAAAACUGGAAAAUACUUUCAGCACAGCCCAGCAUGUCUCGCGGUGUUGCCAAAGAAAGCAGAAAAUCACAUCUUCCUAUUGAGAACACUAUUGAGGAUGCUUAUUGUCUACUAGCAUUUGUAAUUAUUGUUUCUUCUAUACCAACAUCAUCAAACUGGUCCAUUGAAAAUAUUGUUUAAGAGUUCAUGAAAAAGGGAAAGCAAUGGACUCUUAAACUAUAUGAUCCUUAAACGCUCUGUAAUAUUUAACUUGGUAUAGGUACAGCCAUGAAAGCUGUUAUGAUGGUACUAGCUCUCACAGCUUCCGUGUCGAAUUUUACAGCAGCUAUUCAAAGCCGUUCGUCCUUUCUUCAGACAACAAAAGAUCGCUAUCUAGUAGGCCAUGUGAUCAGUGAUCAUCGGAAGGUGUCCAGCAUUUCAUCAUGUGCACAACUCUGUCUGAAAAGACGUCCAUCUUGCCGCUCAAUAAACUACGGGGGAGAAGAAGGAGAAACGAUUUGUGAGUUAAACGAUAAAGGAUUAGAGAGCGCUAAUGCAGAGUCUUCUUCCUUUGUUUCUAUGCCUGGAUUUGUCUUUGCUCAGCUUCUCAAUUUUGAGGUUAGUGCAGAUGAAAGUCUGGAAAUGAUCCUAACCAAAUUUGUACCAAUUUAUAGAAAAGGAACAAAAUAAAGUAGUGCAUUUACACUAUCUUUAUAAAUUUUUUUAAGCCUAAUGAUAGCAUGCCAUAGUAAAGGAAAUAAAGACGCGUCGGCGAUUUAUCCCCCAUAGGCCUCUGUUUCAUAGGUGCGAUCUUUUAAGCUGCGUAGACUUUUAAAUUGCAGCAAAUGGAUGUAAAUUAUCUCCGCCACUGACCCACUAAAAUAUGGGUAUAAGCAUGCUAAUCUCAUUUACAUGUACCCUUGCAUAUCAUGCCAUCGGUAAUUGUGAGGAAUCAUUCCUAGAUCAAGGAAGCGAAGGAAUGAAAAAUUACUCUAAGCUAGAUGCUUUGUAUUACACGUGCUCAACGAUUAUAACGUUGUAGAAUUUAAGUAUUUACUGUAGUAUGGUUUACUUUUUAAUCCUUAUUUGAAACAGUAUCACAAGAGUUGCGACGAAAUCCAGAAAAAGAAUCCUGAGGCGAAGAGUGGUUUAUACAAAGUUUACCCUGUGUCAAAUGCUGAUCCUGUUGAGGUAUACUGUGAACUUGACAUUGCUGAAGGUGGCUUCACUUUCCUUCCUCACAGCCUCACUUUAAGAUCAGAUGCUCAACAGAUUAUCGACGCCCUCUUCAAAGACAAGAAAACCGUGUUGUUAAAGUUAUGGAAAAAAGUCGAUGGUAGCGAGUGGUACACUUUGAUUCAGCCCCACCCGAAUUAUACUGACGUCGAUUUUGGCGUCUUGGUGAACAACUACUCUGGUUACACCAAACCAACAAACGUCUUCAUGCAGAAAUACGUAUUCCUUGGCAUCCUCCCUAAAUCAAUAGCAAAUAGGAAAACAACCCAGGGUUUCAGAUCUAAUGGCAUCAUGCUAGAGUUUUGGAACUGCGAUGCCAAUCCCAACAGCUUGUUUGCAUUUUUUCCGAACCAUCAUCACCAAUUACCAUACGAUCAUGGCAAGACGACAAGGUAUGAAAAUAGCGGAAUCGCAGUAAACUGGCGCUCCCAUGCCAAAGCUGUCACGAAUGGCGGUCCCAAAACGCCAAACGAGUUCUUCUUCUUGACCGAGCUAAAUUUUGGUGGCUGUGGCUGUUACACUUCAAGCGACCGCUGGAAGAAGUUUGGUUAUAAUUCUACUGCCAUUGGACUCCGCUGA